AUGUGGCGAAAAAGACUAAUUCAACAAGAUACCUUGCCUACAUUAAGAUUUAAAACUUGUCGUCUACUUUCAAGAAAUCUUCAGAACAGAGAACUUACAAUAAUACAACGCCGCAUUCUUCAAAGAUUGAGGAACAAGAAGAGAUCUAUUAAGAGAAAGAUUUAUCCAAGAGAAAAUCUUAACAAUUACAUCCAAUCACAAACUACACGAAAGUUGCCCCUUUUUCACGGGAAUUUACCUAUCACAGAGAUGCACAGAGGAACAGAACGAACUUCAUAUAUCCCUUUUCCACUCAAUCCAAAAACUAGAUUGGAUGUUAUUCUGGUUUGUCUCCAUUUUUGUGAAACUAUUCCUCAAGCAAGGUAGCCGAUAAGUCAUCGAAGGCUUUGUGUGAAUAAUGGAAUGGUAAGCAUUACUCAUUUGAAAGUAUCCCACGGUGAUCUAAUAUCUUUUCAAGAAAAUGAUGCGAGAAUCCACGGUGAAGAAAUAAGGAGAUCUUUCUAUAUCGAAAUUUCAGUUGAAAAAAUCAUAGGCAAAUUCCUGGAUCACCCGGUAAGAAUGUGGAGAAGAACCAAAACAAAAUGGUUCCACCUACUCAAAACUAAGAGGGGAUGCUGCCUACUACUAAAAUCCCGGUUUUUGCAAUAGUUGCGUUCUUCUAUGCAAGAAGAAGACUUAGAAAGAACAAAGAAGUUUGGAUCCAAAAAAGUAUGCUUAGGCAGUUCCUUUGCUGAGCACAACAGAAUGAAGAGGAAUUUGUAUCAUUUCAAAUCCCUAUUCUUAUUGAAGAGAAGGAACGAGAAAUACCGAAAUAUUCCUACUCGAACAAGAAGUCCUAUAGUUUACAACUCUUCUUUAUAUAGUAAUUCGACCUAUUGCUUCGCGUCCCCCCAUCAGUUUACUAUGAAGAGAAGAAUCAAAAGGAUCGAACUACCUACUCAUUAUUCGAAGGUGAAUCAUAGAACACCAAAAGCUGUGGUAUCUUAUGGACCUAACAUAGGUCACAUCCCUCACGACAUUAGAUUGAAAUAUCUAAUUCCUCUUUGGAGUGGAAACGGACAUGGCCAAAACAUAAAAAGAUCGGUGUAG
Messenger RNA from Quercus robur (English oak), 1089 nucleotides. RefSeq names its product ribosomal protein S4, mitochondrial. The record is from RefSeq and is a predicted model, not a curated record. Gene Ontology annotation, molecular function: structural constituent of ribosome; rRNA binding. Gene Ontology annotation, biological process: positive regulation of translational fidelity. Gene Ontology annotation, cellular component: small ribosomal subunit. Lineage: Eukaryota; Viridiplantae; Streptophyta; Magnoliopsida; Fagales; Fagaceae.